CUGAGCGCAUCGGACAUCAGUAUGUGAUCUAUGAGCGAAUCGUUUCCAGCUGGAGUGGAGCAAAGCUCAAAACUGGUUCGAUUGGAAGAGGAUUCUAAAUGUGCGCGUGGAAGUGUUGGCUGUAAUUGAAAUUACAGUCAAGCUGCUCGAUUACGCGGAAAAUGAGCAGGACCGAUGGGACUGUGUUGCCAAGCAGCUCUGUAGUGGCGGGCUUUGGAUAGUGCAUGUGCUGCCUGAAUCGCUUGGAGCUCAAAAAGACGGUCUCACAAAGACUGGUUCACUCAUUGAUACACGGGACUUUGUUCUUUCUUUGACUUCGGUUUAAUCGCUUGUCCAGUCCUACCCAAGGGAACUAUUUUAUUUCAAUUCAUGCAAUUUUAAACAGUCGGACGCAUUUGAAAGGAAAGAGGAUACCUACUAAUACGCUGUUCUGGAUUUCAUGAGGACACAAUGUUACUCUGAUAUGCGUUCAAAAUUUAUUUUUAAACAGAAAUGAAUAUUUACCUCAGGAAAUAUAAUCUGCGGACAAUGGUUUAUCGGAACGGUCAAUAUAUUUGUUAUAUGUGUCGUCUAAUUUGAUUAGGGAAUUUUUUGCGUUAAGGGUGUUAUUUAUUUUUUUAUCAAAUCCUUACUUUGCGGUGCUUUAGAAAAAAAGUCGCAUAAAAAUACGUUUAUUGGACCUAAUCCUAAAGACAGAACUAUCUUUUAUAGUUAAUUCAGUUUUUGCUUAUCUGUUACCACUACUAUUAUUAUUAUUACUAUUAUUAUUAUAUUACUUUUUAAAAUCAAAGCAAAACAUAUGAAACAAAUUGUUAACUUAGACCGUUAUUAACUAGACCGCUUUUGAAGUGCAUUUUAUUUUAUGUUAAUUUAUAAUGGGCUUCUUAACAAUUAAUUAUUAGUUACUGGGUUUUCAACACAAUCAUUAUUUUAAUUGAUGGCGAUUUUACAUUAUUUGAUUUUUUCCAUGUAUUAUAUUACUUGAGUUUGCCAAAGUAAGAAGAAGAAAAAAAAAAUAAAAACGGCAGAGACUGCUGUGUGGAGCCAGUCAAGCGCUGUCAUGCAGGAUUGAUCGUGGGAAGUAUGUUUGGGCUGGAACAAUUUGGUCCACAGAUUAAUAACAGAAAUUCUGGCCACACUGAGAAAAACUUUAACCAGCCAAGAGUAAGCAUGAGCUCCCAUUACAAGAGCCCAGGUUUUCAUGCUGGAGGCCCUCAAGGGACAGUUGAGCCUGGUAUGGGCCCACUUAACGAGCCUCCUGUGAUUGAGAUGAACAUGAACAUGAAUGGAGGAGAACAGUAUGGUGGAUUUCAGCGAGGACACUCAGAAUUGCAUGCAGGAAAUCUCCAGCAGCAACAGCAGGCCUCAAUGCAUGGAUAUUUUAAUGCUCAACCUCAUAAUCUCCCCCAUGGACAUCAAGCACAAUCACAUCAACACCAUCAACACUUUGGGGGAAAUUUUGGGGGACCUGAACCUGGGUCCUCCUGCUUACAUGGUGGUAGGAUGAUAGGAUACACCAGUGGUAUGGGAUUCACAGAGGGUUUUGACCCUCUCUCUGAGGGACAGCCAGCAGAUGGUUUCUCUCAGCAGCAGUCCCAGCAGCAACAAAGGCCAGGCUCCAUGCCUGAUUUUCAGCACCAUGGACCCUCCAGUGGAAAUCACCCUGUCCCUGCCCCAUGUCUCCCCUUGGACCAAUCACCUAAUCGCGCUGCUUCCUUCCAUGGCCUUGCUUCAUCAUCCUCCUCAUCAGAAAAUCACAAUCUGGAGCCCAGGCGAAUGCCCCCACCAGGUGGUGUUGAAGGUCUGGACUACAACUAUUCUAAUAAGCCGUCCUCUGGAAAUUUUGAAGUGUCUGUGUUCUCCCCCUCUAAUUCAGACUCUCAGCUUUCCCAUUUUGGGGGGCAGGUGCCUGGUCCCAGUUUUUCUGGAAACCCUGGCUUGUCUCGUGCUCCUGGAAUGCAGAGCAUUGCUAAAGGACACCCCCAUGCCCCCCAUCACCAGCAGCCUUCCACCCAGCACAGUGUGUUCUUUGAACGUUUUGGGGGUGGAUGCAAAAUGCCAGUGGGCAUAGAGCCCAGUGCCAGGCAUCCUCACAUGCACCAGCAGCCCAGCUUGAUUGGCCGACAGAACAUUUGCUCUGCAUCUCUCCCAAGACCUCCACAAUUAGAGACAGGGUCCAGCAAUACCAGUAUGCAGGAGGGCGGCGUCAUAAUGCCUAGCCAGCAUAAUCAGUUUGAAUACCCUAUUCACAGACCAGAGAACAGAGGGAUGCAUAGCUAUGUCGACCCCAUGUUCAAUAUGCAGCAGCAGCCUCCUCCUCCUCAGCAGCCUUCCAAUCAAAGGCUGCAACACUUUGAUUCUCCUUAUUUAAAUAUAGCUAAGAGGCCCAGAUUUGAUUUCCCCAAUACCGCACACAGCGGGGAGGGCUGUGGCAAUUGGAACGGUAGCAUGCAUAACCCACCUGGUAUGGAGAAUCACCUCUCUCCAUCAGCUUACCCUGGCCUGCCUGGAGAGUUCACCCCCCCUGUGACAGAUAGCUUUACACCAGGCCCAUCGCUGCAGCAUGCAGGGCCUGAGCAGCAGUCAGUGCAGCAGCAGCAAAAUGCAGCAUUGAUGAUCAAGCAAAUAGCCUCACGAAGUCAGCAGCAGAGGAUGAGACAACCCAAUCUGCAGCAGCUGGGUCACCACAGUGAUGUUCCUCAAGGGCCCCUAGAACAUGGCGGCCCUGUGGGAGGCAUGCCCCAAUCAAGUUUGGAAAGAGAGAACGGUGGGAGGAUGAUGAACUUUGAUGGAAGGAACCUGCACAUGACUUUGGAGAGUGGGUGGUUUCCUGGGUCACAUCCACCCGGGGAAAUGCUGGGCCAUCGCUUGGGUCCAGGUGGAGAGGUGGGGGCUCAUGAAAUGCAGCAAAAUGGUCCUGGCAUAAUGUUUAGACACGGUGUGAAUGGAAUGAGCUUGCAGGACUCUAUGAGGAUACCGGGGGAGGGGCAUGUGCAGCCGUUACAUUCACCUAACAUCCACUCACAGUUCAACAGUGGUAUGGGGAACCUCUCACAGAUGCAGUCACCCAGCACAGGUGUGGGAUUGCCCAGUACACCAUCAGAAAGGCGCCCCAAUGACUUUUCUGGGCCACCGAUGGGUGGUCCACCCUCUUUUUCCUAUGGAGGUUCUAAUCGACAGGGAGCCCCUCAUAACAACUCUCAAGGGGUGAGCACCUCACCAGGGAGUUUUACAUCACAGUCAGACUUUCCCACUAGCCAGCGUUCAUCAGUCAGCAAACUUGGAGGACUCUCCUUAGGGAAUUUUAGCAAAACGAGUGGUAAGGACAAUGUUUUUGGACAGAGCUGCCUGGCAGCCCUCUCUACUGCCUGUCAGAACAUGAUUGCCAGCCUGGGGGCUCCUAACCUCAAUGUGACAUUUAACAAGAAGACUCAGGGGGAAGGGCAACGAAAGCUGAGUCAGACAGAGCAGGAAAUUAAUAAUGGCUCAGUUAAUGGCACUGGUAAUGCUGGAACCGAAUAUUUUCCAAACAUUUCUGCCCCCCAAAGUGGGCAGAUGCCUGGUGCUGGAAAUAGCAACCUUAAACCAGCAGGUCAAAAUCAGUUGGUUCAGGGGGAAGCCAGCACCCUCUCCCCAAAUUACAAUAUGGACGCUACGCCUUGCAGUGAGGGGAAAGCGACAGCAGGGAGUGGGAGAGGGAGAGGGAGGAGAAAAAGAGACAGUGGCCAUGUGAGCCCUGGCAUUUUUUUCCCCUCUGACAACAAUAACCCUGUUGUAAGUCCUGGCCAGCAGGUGGCCCCAGCAGCUGGCAUCAAGGAGAGAAGUUCAGGCACACCUCAAGACAAGCCCCACAACUCUCCCUCAUGGGGAAAGGGGGGCGAUCUGAUACUGGGAGAUCAGGCCGACCUUUUAUCAUCUCUUGACAGUGGCAUCCUGAGUGUAUCAAAGUCUGAUGGCUGUUCACCUCGCAUGGACUUUACUGAGGACAUUGGUACACAUUACUGCAAUGAGGAUGAGGUGUCAAGCUCAGACGCUCCAGCCUCUGUGAAGGCUGGCUGCAGCCCUCUGUUAGGCUCGCCCAAGUUGCAAAGGGACAAUGGACUAAUAUGUGGGCAGAAAGGGCAAGGCUUGGGCCUUUCCAAUCACACUACCUCAACUUCGGAUGGCUUUGGUGUAGUAGGCCAUCCGGGCACACCGGGCAUAGAGCAAGUCUGCACACCCUCCAGUACGUCUGGCCAGGAUGAAAUUCACCCUCUAGAGAUUCUGCAAGCUCAGAUCCAGCUUCAGCGGCAGCAAUUCAGCAUUUCAGAGGACCAGCCUUUAGCUGUAAAAAACAACAAAAAAGGUAGUGACUGCAGUGGGCAGAACGAAGAUGGAGAGCUUGCUAGCUGUAGCCCAGAUGCUGAGAAGGGUUCUGUGGGCACAAUUGACCUGGACACACUCAUGGCUGAGCAGCAUGCCACCUGGUAUGUGCCCAGUGACAAGUCUCUGCUUGAAGAUUCAGAGGAGGAGAAGUCUGUGGCUGUGUGGGGGAAAAACAAAGCGCAGGGAACCAUCAAAGAAGAUGUGGAUCUCUCUCCGAGCAAGACCACGGGUGGAGCAGGUUCCUCGGGGACCACCGGAGGAACGGGUUCUCAUCUCCAAUGCCUCUCCGUCCACUGCACAGAUGAACUUGGGGAAUCUAAGGGAUGCAGUGGGCCUGUCCCAUCCUGGCGUUCCAUUCACUCAGACAUUUCGAACCGUUUCGGAACGUUCGUAGCUGCGUUGACUUGAAGAAGCAGAACUUGAGAAAUCUACCAGUAUGAGGAUAAUGAAACAAGACUUAUAAUUUUUUAUAUGGAGACAGAAUAAAUCAGUGUUUCUUUGUCAGGAAAAUUGUUCUCUUUUUGUAUAAAACACACACACACACACACACACACACACACACACACACACACA
Xyrauchen texanus (razorback sucker) is the source of this 4938-nucleotide messenger RNA. Its product is annotated as transcriptional activator MN1-like. Gene Ontology annotation, biological process: regulation of DNA-templated transcription. The transcript has 2 exons. The record is from RefSeq and is a predicted model, not a curated record. Bases 1084 to 4773 code for a protein of 1229 amino acids. Lineage: Eukaryota; Metazoa; Chordata; Actinopteri; Cypriniformes; Catostomidae.